Molecule: messenger RNA, 789 nt
Organism: Porites evermanni
Lineage: Eukaryota; Metazoa; Cnidaria; Anthozoa; Scleractinia; Poritidae
Source: the annotation of a GenBank genome assembly
CGUCAGCUUUGGCUUGAAGUGUUCAGCUUUCUCUCGCAACCUGAGUUGUGCGUGUGCAUGCGCGUAUGUCGUACAUGGAACCGCUGGUGCAUGGAUCGACGGCUCUGGUCAGUUAUUGACCUAUCAGAGAAAAAAGUCGUCAGCGCUGCUGCUCUCAAGGGAAUUGUUCGACGUCAGCCGACCACGCUGAACCUUAGCUGGACAAACGUUACAUUUCAACAACUGAAGUGGCUGCUGAACCGCCUGCCGAGAAUCCGGGAGCUUUAUCUAAGUGGCACGACAGAAGCCACAGUUUAUGCUCUCUCGUCUGUUGUCUGCCCUCGGCUCAAAGUCCUUGGACUAAGCUGGUCCGUGGGAAUCACUGACUCGUUGUUGAAGGAAAUCAUCUUGCCUGUUUCUGACUCCCGCGCAGGUUCCGUGGAGAGCAAAAGCUCGUUUUACAGGCUAACUACUUUAUUUCUUUCCGGAUGUGACGUGACCGGCUCGUCUCUACGUCUUUUGGUUCAGCAUUGCCCGGAUUUGCGCAAGCUUGAUUUAAGCCUCUGCCCUGGAAUAACUGAUCAAGACAUUGAAAGUGUCUGUGGCCAGGCUUUGAUCAAUGAGUUCCUUCUUAGUGGUUGUGCAAGUCUCACUGAUAAAUGUUUGUCUUUUUUGAAGCUUUUUCCUUCCAUUGCACGCCUCGACCUUCGUUCCUGCACUGGCGUUUCGACUGAUGCUUUGCAAGAAUUUGUUAAAAACUCCAAGGAUGACCUCAAAAUAAUGGAUAAAAAACUUAUUGUAAUUAAGUAA